Molecule: messenger RNA, 842 nt
Organism: Salvia splendens (bonfire salvia)
Lineage: Eukaryota; Viridiplantae; Streptophyta; Magnoliopsida; Lamiales; Lamiaceae
Product: ACD11 homolog protein-like
Exons: 5
Coding region: 75-812 (245 amino acids)
Biological process (GO): intermembrane lipid transfer; ceramide transport
Cellular component (GO): membrane; cytosol; cytoplasm
Molecular function (GO): ceramide 1-phosphate binding; ceramide 1-phosphate transfer activity
Source: RefSeq, a predicted model, not a curated record
CACAUUAACCAUCUUUCUCUUCCACAAACGGUUUUCGUUUAUUUAUAACAAAAAACUGUUUGCUUUUUCUUCGAAUGGCCCUCAAAUUACGUUCCCUUUUUUCAAGAUCAGGAGGCUCAUUCAAAGAAAAGAGCGAAAAAUUGGUUAAGAGCUCAAGUAUGUCGGGGCUUGAGGGGGAUGGUGUUGGCACUGCUGCAGGGUGUAAGUUCACGCCUUUGUCGGCGAUGGCGGACGCGUUCGAGGACAUCUCGGCGACGGUGAACGAGGCCGGAUUUAACGGUGAUCUCGAUUUGAAGAGCUUCUGUGAUGCGUGCUCUCAUGUCUCUAUUCUCUUUGGCUGCCUUGGCGCGGCCUUUAAAUUUGCUGAGUUCGAGUAUUGUUCGAAGGUGAAUGGGCUUAAGGGGGCAAUAAACACACAUUUGACAUUAUGCAAAAUAAUAGAUCAUGACAUGAAACAAGACAAAGUUAAGACAAAAGGAAGUCUUACUCGUCAGCUGCGAAGAGUGAGACAAGGCAUUGAUCUCAUUGCAACUCUGUUCCAGAAUUUCCUCAACUCAGAUGACCCGAGUUUGAAAGAAGCCGCGACGUCGGCUUAUGCAGAAACCUGCGCACCUUACCACACUUGGGCUGUAAGAACUGCUGCUUCGGCAGGGAUGUACGCUCUUCCUACAAGGGAGCAGCUGCUCGUCAAAAUGAACGAAACUCAGGAAUCAGCGGAGAGGGAGAUGAGAAGAUUCAUCAAAGCCUCGGUUCCGGUCAUAGCAUACAUUGACAAGCUCUACACUGUGAGAAAUAUCAGCUUGGAUUGGUGAGGCUGUGGAGGUUCGUCGCCCGGAUCUCAC